Molecule: messenger RNA, 8875 nt
Organism: Dimorphilus gyrociliatus
Lineage: Eukaryota; Metazoa; Annelida; Polychaeta; Dinophilidae
Source: the annotation of a GenBank genome assembly
AAUGGGGUUACCUACAAUCUUACCUGUUGAAAUUUUAAAAACUAAUUCACCAUCUAAAUUCGAGAUACGUCUACUUUAUGAUCCGAAGAGACGUGAUAGUGCUGCGGCCUUUCAUAAACUAAAAAAAGAAAUGGAUAGAUACUACUCAAAACCUGAAAAUGAUAUCGUGUUAAAAAGAGAGGAUAUUAAUAAACAUUCAAACUUUGCAGCUUUUAGUAAGCAAAGAGGGGAAUGGGUAAGACUUGCAAGAGUCUGCUGCUUCUCGGAAGGGAAUUAUGGAAUACAGAGUUCUAUUCAAAUUUUAUGUGCAUCGCAUGACUAUAGUUUUGUGAGAAAGAUACCAUUAACAACAUUAAGAAUAUUACCGAAAAAGUUUCUUAAAGUACCGCAGCAAAGUAGAUGUUGUAGCCUUUAUAAAUUAGCGCCACUGGAAUUGACCAGAGAUCAAGAGAGUUCACUAUUUAUAACAAAAAAAGUAGAAAAUUGGACAUUUUCAGCGAAAAACGCUUUCGAAAGAAUGCUGGAUAAGGAACACACUUUUUUUGUACAUUUUAUUGACGUAUCCGACGUUAAUAAUCAGAAAGUUAGACUUUUCUUCCAACAAGAUUCUGAUAAUCCAGAAAUAUUGGAAGCCAGCGAAGAACUAGUCAAAGCGGGAUAUGGAAUAUAUGAAGAUGAUUAUGAAGCUGAAGAUUACACUGAAUAUAUUAAAAAUAUAAUUCUACCUGUAAUGAAUAAUUCAACAUCUUCCGACGCAUCCAAAGAUGAAAGUGUCAUUCCAAAGCCAAAAUCAGUUAAUAAGCUUCUUCGAAAAGUUGCAAGAAAUGAGGAAAAUGAAAAUUUUAUUACAAAGACAAAGAGGAAGGAUGAUCAGGGACUCCUCUACGAUCUUGAUUAUCAAAUUAAAGAGGAGUUGGAUAGAAUAUCACAAAAACAAAGAGAACGUUCUAAAGCUGCGAGUAGUAGAAAUUCAAACUAUACCAAAGUAGACGUUGAAGACUUUUUAAGAAAGAACCAAACAAAUAGACCUUAUUUUCUACCUCCUGCUAAAAGUACUAUCCAAUUAUCUAAAGAUAAAAGAAAUAAGGAAAAAAGAUUAUCUUCUGGUGAGAAGAAAGACGAGAAUAAAGAAGAUGAUGUUGCAAAAGAUGUUAAUAAUGGGAUUAACAAUGGCAACGCGAAUGAAGAAACAUCUAAACCUAAAACUGAACAGGCCAAAGCUGAUCGGAUUGAAACUGAAAAAACUAAAAGUGACCAAGAAGAAAUGGAGAAGUCGGAAACAGACAAAGGUCAAGGUCAAAUUGACAAAUCUGAAACUGUCAAAGACGAAACUAACAAGACUAAAACUGAAAAAGAUAAAAAGUCUCCUACUAAAACUAUCAAAGUCAAAGCUGUUAAAAAAAAGAAAAAUGAUAAAGUUGCGACAGAAAGGAACGAAAUUGUUAGAGUCAUACCUAAACAACGAGCUGCUCCAAUUCCUAAUCCAACAACUUUCGAUUUCAUUUUAAAAGAAAAACUGAAAAAAUAUAAUUACACUUGCGAAACGACAGAGGAAGAAAACAAGAAACAUUCCAGCUUUGUUAAUACUGAAAAACCUAAAGAAAAUUCCGAUAACUGUCACGAAAUAUUGGAUGAUUCUGCCAAAAUUGAAAUAUCCAUUACUUCACCUGAUGAAACAAGUAAUUCCAGGUCAAUCGCAAAGGGUACUGAAUCUGUCAAGAAACCCUUAGCGAAAAUUGGCUCUCCUCCAUAUCUACCGAAUGGUCAUAGUACUCCGAUUCAAGCUGAUGAAAAGCUGUUCUCAUUCAUCAGUGAUGCUACUUUAGGCGAAUCUGAUUCUGAUAUAACUAAUGAUGAUCGUAAGUGUGUAUUAUCAGACGAUGAAAGUAGUGACGCCUCCCUUGAUAAUAUGGUAUAUGGAAAAAAAGGAAGAACAUUCACUGCCCAGAAAAAGCUGGUUAAUGGUAUCAAAAAUACUAAUGGUCCAAACUAUUCUGAUCGUUAUCUAUUGAAAACAAAAACUCUACCUUCUAUAAAAACUGUAAGUGCUAGAAAUGCCUGCCAACUGAAUAAUGAGACAGUUGUACCAAUUAAACUAGUUCCUGACCGCGAAAACAAAAUCGGGGACAAAAUUGUGAGAAAAUUAAAAAGAGAUACUGUAGUAACAGAUCGGUUUGAAUCUCAUAUUAAUGAAAAUAAUCGGGUGAAGGUUUCAAAAUCUGUAAAAGAGAAAUUAACUUCUCCCCAAAAAGUCUCUUCCAAAGAGAAUGACUCCGAACAGUUUAAUUUAAAACCUAAGAUAAGGAAAUCCAUUGAGAAAUCCCCUUCGAAAAAGUCAAAAGAAGAAGUUCAAUGUGAAUCUCAUAUGAAAAAAUCUUUUGAAGAUAAUUCAACAAACAAUUCACCUUCGAAAAAGAUUGAUAAACCAAAAUAUCAAUCGAAGACCGAAAGAAUUUCGGAAAAUGGAACAACGAAGAAUGCUGGAUCUUUUUAUACUGAUGAAAAUGCAGACAGAAUUACUGAAAUCAAUAUAUUAAAUUGGAAAAAGGACAAACUAGCUAAAAAUGAUAAUAUGAAAAAAACUCCUAAAAACGGAACUCAGAAGUCCAAAUUUGUAAGGACUAGAGUCAAAGAAUCAAAAGACAAUCUUCUAACAAAACAGCCCUCUUCUCCAAAGAAAGAUGAAAACAAUAAUACCGAGUUGAAAAUAGAAACUUUACCGAACUAUCUGAAUGAAAGUUUCACCGUUCUCGGCAAUAAAAAAUACCUUAUCAAUACUAGUCCUAUUAGAAUGACUCCUACUUCAAAAUCGGCUACAAAGGCAAAGGAGUCUAUUGAAAAAAAGAGUCCUAAACAGACAGGGGACUUAGACGACCCUGUAAACAAUGAGUUAAAACGAAUUAAAAAAAUUAUUGUUAAAAAGACGAAGCAGAAGAAAAUUGAACUGGAAAACACUGAAAUCGAUAUAAAAGAAUCUGUUAAUAAUUCUUCUCCUAAGAGAAUAUUCCAGUUGACUAAUCCAUUGAAAAGCUUAAAACCAAGAAAAAUAUCAUCGGGGUUGUCAAUUUAUAAUGAAGACUCUUCAAAAAUUACAACUGAACAGACGACAGAGAAAUGUAUUUAUAAGAAAGAGCAAAUCUCAGAAAAUGGUACUCUUCAACUAUCAACGCGGAAUUGUGAGACCAAAUUUAAAACGAAAAAGAUUAAACAAAAUCAGGUAUCUGAAGAAGUUACGCAACCUCACGAAGACCAUGGCAGCGUAGUAACUGAAAGAAAAAGAACAAAUACGAACCUCUUGAACUCUGUUAAUGAAAUGAAGACUAUGAUUGAGAAUCUCAAAAAGGACACUUCAUCUACGAGCUCUUUAACAAACCCAAAAAACAAAACAGAAUCAAAGAAAAUAAACAAUGAAAAUUUGUCUUCGAAAGAUGUAAAUUCCUCAAAUGUUGUAACUACGGAUAAAGAAAAAGAAGUUUCGAAGAAGUUAAAAGAAAGAAAGUCAGUUUCAAAAAAAAGUUCAUCAAUCAUAGAUGAUGUUGAUAAAGGGAAGAAACAGAAAGAUGACGAAAUAGUUGAAAACGAAGAAAAGAGAGACAUUGUAGCUUCUAAAUCUAAAAUAGAAUUAAAUAGAGAAUGCAACACUAUAACAAAUAUGGCUAAGAAACCCGGGAAGAUUAUAAGAAUUAAGAUAAAGCGUAAAAGGACCAAAUCGAACAGUUUGAUUAACGAUGAAAAUAAAAAUGAUGAAGUAGAUAAGGAAAAGAUGGACACAAUCCAAGGAGAAUCAUUAAAAAGAGAGAAUCACAUCGAAGUCUUAGAAAUUAAUAAAAUUAAUCAAGAGUGUGAAAAAAAAGUAGCUGAUUCUCAUGCUGACAACGACAAUUGCAACUCUAUAAAAGAUGAAAAUGCGACGACUAAUAUAACAGAAUCGCUUGUAAACAAUGUACAAAAAGACGAGCAUAAACUCGUCGAACAAGCGGAUGUAACUGUUAAUGAAAGAAGGCAGAAAGCUCUUUUCAAUGCUAUAUUAGAAUUUCUUAAUAAUGAAAAAGAAAAGAAACUUCAAAAAUCUACGAGUGCCCUAGAAACUAAAUUCGCCCCUGAUGUACAGGAAAAUUCUCAAAAGAAUUGUAAUGGCAAUGGAAAAAGCAUGGAAGAAUCUCUUGCCGAAAAUUUGACAAAAAUAUGUUGUUAUUCAUUGGAAAAAAUUUCGGAAGAGUCAAAAGAUCAUGAGAAAAGUACUACUAAAGUUUUAUUAGACAAAUCUACUGAUACAACCGACUUGGAAGAAACAAUGUCAAAGCUCGAAAACGAUAAUACGGAUUUAGAUUUUGAUAGUAAAUUAUUUGAAGAAACGUUAGAAAAUGAAGAGCCAGUCGUAUUUAGAGAGAGAGAAGUUUGUUUAAAUUUGAUAGAAAAUGAUUGUAUUAAAACUUUGCACACUCUUGAAAGAUCGCCUUUAAAAAUGCCUUCGUCUGCUGCUCCAUCCCUUUUUGAUGAUAAUGUCAUAAUUAAGUUUUCUAACUUGAAUAUUAAGAGUCGAUAUAGACGAGAAAAAAGGUCCCGGCGACUAUCACUGAAAGAACACAAUAAGAAAAUAAGAAACAUGCUAUUUGGUAAAGGAGUAAUACCGUAUGGUAGAGAAUUAGCAGAGCCGUUUGUCUCUGCAUCAUCUUCCAGAGAAAUACGGCUACUGGCUAUGUUAGGAAGAAAUGGAGAAAUAUCGUUCAGUGAAUCUGUUGCUUGGCCACUCUUGCUUGGUUCUAGCUCUGUAUUUAUGGUAACCCCUCACAGGCGAAGCAAGGAUAAUAUUGACAUGACGUUCAUUAUUCCAAUCGUGAGGAAACUAUCAGAAAUUAAGUUCAAGUCAUCGUCACCCGUCUUCAUCGUCAUCAGCCAGACAUGGCAGUGCGUCGAAAGUAUAACUUCCGCCCUUAGGAUUCUUACGACAGAAAAUACUCUACAUGCACCAAAAAUUGUUGCAGCCUGCGGAAACGGUAUUUCUAAUGAUAUAGAUGUAUUAUUAUUAAACGGCUGUGACGUUUUAGUUUGCACCGCAAGUAUUUUUCAAUUGGCCAUUGAAAAGAAAAGCAUUCGACUUGACAAAACUCAGUUUUUGUGCAUUCACAACGCUCACUUGGUAUUACAACUCUACAAGAGUUCGCUGGAAGUUUUCAUGAAAAAUUGGUCGUUUGUCCUCGAGAAAAAUGAAUCAAUGAUACCUCAAAUUGCCCUUAUAACAGAUCUUUUAACGGAAGAAGUAGUUUGCUUCUUUAAUACCUAUAUGAAAACCCUAAAGACGCAUAUUUUCAUUUGCAAUCCGACCGUAGCCGCCGUGUAUGCUCCUCUUGAAUAUUUUUUUGACUGUUGUGAUGACGAGAGGGAAAUCUUCACAAAAAUUGGGAAAAUACUCUUAAAAGUACCGAAUAAGAGAGCGGUGAUCUAUGCAGAUUCGAUAAAACAAGCCGACUUUUUAGCAUCAGUUCUAAAUUCCAAAUUUUCAUUACAAAGUAAAAUUUUAAACGAAGGAGUCAUAAAAUCUUGUCUAAACGAAAAAAACGAUUCCGAUACCAGUGAAAAAAUAUUCGUAACGAUUCGUGGAAAUUCGAUACCUUUCUACAAUGCGCAAAUCUUAGUUUUUACUUAUAUGCCCAAGCAAAAGGAAAUGUACGAAACGCUUACUUUGAUUUAUGAAGCUUUAGCUAAAAAAAUAGUAAAAAAGAUUACAUAUGAUCCUGAAGUUUCCCAAACUACGGAUCCAUCAAUGUAUGUUUUUACCAGAGAAGAGUGUAUGCUUCAGCUACCAACUGUUGAAAAGGUUAUGAAAGCUUUUAAUACUGAACCACCUCCAAAAUUUCUGAAAUGGAAGAGUAAACAUUUCCCACAUAGUCCUGAAACAGAAAAAGAUGGAAACGAGUUGUGCCAUAUUUUACUUUCAUAUGGAAAAUGUUACAAAUUUGAAAAAUGCGGCUGGAGGCAUAAAAUAGUUGUUCAGAAGGAUAUACCCACCCCGACUAUGUAUCAAUCGAAUUUCCAUGUUUCUGGUAAGAUAAGGCUGAUUAUUGUACAUCUCCAAAACGCAAUAUCUUACUAUGCUAGAAUUUUAUCAUACGAAAACGAAAAAGGAGAUGUAUACAGCCUUCACAAAGAGUUUUAUCAGCUGAAAGUUUCGCUUAAUAACUAUUUUAAAGAAGAAAGCAAUAGAAUUCCUUUAAAGACUUGCUGUCAAGAAAAAACUUGUACGUCAGCUUGUGUUCAAGAAGGCGAUUUGGCCGCACUUAAAUUGGAGAAUGAAACCUUUGUUAGAGUUAGAGUAGAAGAAGUUCAAGCUUUACAGGAGGAAUGGAAAAAAGGCUUAAUAAGAGUUCAUUUAGUUGAUAUUGGAAGUUAUAAAGAGGUACAUUCUAGUGAACUUUUACAGCUUCCACCGUCAUUAGGCAUAAUACCCCCUCAACUAAUGAAAGUUCGUUUGGCAAGAGUUCGACCCAUUGAUGAUUUUAUACAAUGGCCAGAUAAUGUUACAGAAUUUGUCACAGGAGAAGUCUUGAAUAAAACUAUGAGUGCACAAGUGUUAAUUAUUACAUGUGACACUUUAGUCGUUGAUCAUUUACGAGUGGAGGUAGAUCUUAAAACGAUGGGAACAACUACUCCCUACGAUACAAUAAGAAGAAAGUUGUUGGAUAUGAAUAUGGCUAUGAGCAAUCCACUUCAUGUAACAAACUUAUUUAGACUGUUUUCGAAGCAUAUUGAUACAUGCAGCUACGGGUAUACUGUUCAUGGUGAAGCUGUCAAAUUAAGACAAUCCUCUUUAAAAGUUGGCGAUGUUGUUAGGAUAGUAUCAGCGAUAAGUCCUGUAAAUUUCUUUACUAGGAUUGUGGGUAGCGAAACGAAAUCAUUAGAUGAUUUCUUGGAGAAAGAUGAUAAGGAUUCAUUACCUAUUGAGGUAGAUUGGGAUGCUCCAACUUAUGUUCUAGCUAAAUGGAAUAAUCGUUGGUUAAGAGCUAGAGUUUUAGAAAGAUAUGAUAGAACUUUUAAAGUUCUAUUUAUUGACAAUGCAGAAUGCUGCGAGGUUUUUAAAUCUGACAUAAAAUGCUUAAAAGCUAAACAUCUCAAGAAACCUUUCGGAGCAAUUCAUUGCAUCCUAGGUAAUAUUUUAUGCAAUAGAGAAAGUAAAGAAAGAGUGAUUGAAUUCUUAAAAAUAACUAUGAAUCUCAAAUUCGAAGUUACCCGAUUAGCUUGCAAUAAAAGAAAAUCGAUUUACGAAGUUAAUCUAGUAAAUACUGAUAAUAAAUUAAAGAAAUUUGACUUAAGUUGUCAUUUACAAGCCAACAAUUUUGGAACUUUAGAUAAGAGAACUUUUGACAGUUGGUUUACCGUUCAUUUAGAGCAGGUACACGAAAAAUGCCAUGAAAAAUUAAGAUUAUUUUGCGGAGAAGUGAUCUAUAAUACUUUGAAUGGAGCAAUGGAACAAUUUCAAUUAGAAGAUAAUUUAGAUAAUCUUAUCACGUGCUCCACUAUUAGAUGUAUUAAGCUUUCAAUAGAUUUCUUCGCAAAGGCAGUUAUACUAUCAAAAAGACACGAUGAACGUAUUAGACUUCUCGAUUUAUUUGUGAAUUGGAUAACGAAAUACAAUGGGAAGAGAUGGAAGCUCUUCAAAGAAGUAAAUGGAUUACGAUAUAUUAGCCAUUUGAACCAACUAUGGCCGAAUUUGUGUAAAACCACUAUUCUUAAUCUAUCAAAAUAUCAAGGAUACAACGAAGUGAUCUUUGAAGAUAAGCAAUUUUUCUCAACAAUAAGAUCAAUUUUUAGACUAGAUUAUAUGGAGGAGGAGGGUCAAUACGAUUUUUGUAAAUUCUUUCGAACUUUAAUGAGUCAUGACAACAUAACAUCUGACUCAAUAAAGAAAGUAUACCAUAUCGGAUAUAUUGGAACAAUCUUAGAUCUUCUAAAAGUAAGAGUAAUAGAAAAGAAAGUCAGAAUAUACGCACUGAAGAUUUUACAUUAUAUCUUUCAAAAGUUUCCCGAUUCUAUACCAUUUUUAGCUUCCGUAUCGACAUCAACUCUCUCUGAACUUUUAUUAGAAACCAGUAACAGCGUUAUUAUCCCACUCGUAGUACGAAUAUUCCUACUGAUAGAACAUAGCGAAUUUUCUAAAUGGUCAACAGAGCAUAAACAUCGUAUUAUUUUUAAAAUUCAUGAUGAAAUUGAUAAAAUAUCAAAAGAAAAGGAUAAAGCUAUUUUAGAGACAUUUAUGUCAAUAAUAAAACCACCAGCAAUGAAGAAAAAUGUCGAUAAUGAAGAACCUAAACUGUUAGAAAAACUUCCUAAAGUUGUUAAAAAGGAGAAACCAAAUUCUAUAGUUCAAAAUAAUCGUGGAAAAAUUUUUUGUAGAGUUAAUUGGUCACAAAGCAAGCAUUGGCUGUGCGUUAAAUUAAUAAUAGACGAUUACGAGGAUGGAGAGACAAAUGUUACCAUAAACGGUGAACUUUUAAAUAUAGAGAUUGUGUGUCAGAAUAGCAUUUAUAAAGAAGAGUUUGAAUUAUAUCGUGAAGUUAAAAAUGCCUAUUUUACCUGUUUAAAGCCUAGAUUUCUCUUACUAAGCGUUCAUAAAAAGCUUGGAUUGAAAUGGCCUCAGUUUCUAAGUAAGGGUAAACUGGAAUGGAUAAAAGGCGAUUUAUUUAGUAUAAUGGAUUCGGAUAAUGAAUACUGGUCUGACGAAGAUGAAAAUCCAAUUCUUAAGAAAUUACCAUCAAUUUGGAGAAUGAGCGAAAGUAUACCUAUGAAAAUAAUUAAGACUCAAAUGGAUGAUCUACCAGAUUAUUCUGAUACAUCUCAAUCGGACUUAAGCGAAAUUGAAAGUGUAAUAUUAGACUAG